UACUAGAGUUAAAUUUAGCAUAUAAUCCUUUAACUUUUAAUGACAUGCUUCAUGUAAUGGAGAAUUUAAAAGUUAUGAAACCUGGUCGCAAACUAAAAGUUUUAGAUUUAACGGACAAGUAUAUUCCCAAACAAUGUCAAGAGAUUGUGGAACAAAUCAGUCCUAAAAGGAAUAUUAUUUUUCGAGGUUAUCUAUGUGAUUAUUCAAUAAAAGGCCCUAAUAUGAAAUUACUAUUUAUUAACCGAUUAAAAGCAAUGUGUGAGCCGAAGAAGACUAAACCCAAGAAUAAGGAUAAAUUUGGAUCUUUCUUUUAUGCCAUGGAAGAAGAUUAUGUUAGACAAAGAGAUUGGUACAACUUUAUAACAGAACUUUGUCAAUGUCCCCGAUUAACUAGAGAUAAAGAAUUUAUAAAAGGUUUAGCAAAACAGUUCACAGAUGAAACGAAAAAAGUAAAUGUUGCCGCAUUGCGUGAUAUGUAUCUAGAAACAUUUCCAGAAACCAAAAAACCUCCAUCUCCUAAAGAAGAAUUACCACUUUCAGUACCUAAAAAGAAAAAGAAGAAAGAGGGCAAAGAAAAGGGAAAAGUUACCAUGAAAAAAGUGAAAAAGCCAUAAUUUAAUUUAAAUUUUUAAUAGGAUUAGGAACAUUUUUUAAUCGUAACAGUCAAUGAUUUAAUAUUAAAAUCUUUUAUUGACGAUCGUUCUGCAAAUGAACACAUUAUUGAUAAAUGGUAAGUAACCUGGUGGUCUAAAUUGGAACUACUGGAAAAGCGGCCCACUCCCUGUUCUAAUUAUUACGAUUUUGAUUG
Messenger RNA from Chrysoperla carnea, 808 nucleotides. RefSeq lists its product as uncharacterized. The transcript has 3 exons. The record is from RefSeq and is a predicted model, not a curated record. The coding region runs from base 45 to 614 and encodes 189 amino acids. NCBI's taxonomy places the organism in Eukaryota, Metazoa, Arthropoda, Insecta, Neuroptera, Chrysopidae.